Naumovozyma dairenensis CBS 421 is the source of this 582-nucleotide messenger RNA. RefSeq names its product mitochondrial 37S ribosomal protein uS12m (gene MRPS12). Lineage: Eukaryota; Fungi; Ascomycota; Saccharomycetes; Saccharomycetales; Saccharomycetaceae. Gene Ontology annotation, cellular component: small ribosomal subunit; ribosome. The transcript has a single exon. The record is from RefSeq and is a predicted model, not a curated record. Gene Ontology annotation, biological process: translation. Bases 1 to 582 code for a protein of 193 amino acids. Gene Ontology annotation, molecular function: structural constituent of ribosome.
AUGCUUCCCUUUCUAAAGAGUAGGACAACUAAUUCAUUCCAACUUCUUAGGAGUUUACCAUAUUCAUAUUCAUGUACACCUCCGUCCCAAUUAAUAAAGAAGGCAUCAUCUCAGUAUUCAUCUUCAUUGAUAUCAUUAUCACGAUAUAACAGGACACAAGUUUCCCAAUUCUCGACUACAUCCAUAGUACAAGCCACAUUAAAUCAAAUUAAAAGAGGAUCAGGACCACCAAGACGUAAGAAACAAACCACAGCACCAGCAUUAGAUCAUUGCCCCUUUAAGAAAGGUAUUGUAUUAAAAGUGAUGAUUUUGAAACCAAAGAAACCCAAUUCUGCUCAAAGGAAAGCUUGUAGAGUAAGAUUAUCUAAUGGGAAUGUCAUAUCUGCUUAUAUUCCCGGUGAAGGUCAUAAUGCUCAAGAACAUAGUAUUGUAUAUGUUAGAGGUGGAAGAUGUCAAGAUUUACCAGGUGUUAAAUAUCAUCUAGUUAGAGGUGUGGGGGAUUUGAGUGGUGUCGUUAACAGAGUCACUUCAAGAUCUAAAUAUGGUGUUAAAAAACCUACCAAGGCCAAUGCAGCAGCCUGA